This is a messenger RNA of Homarus americanus (American lobster), 2577 nucleotides long. RefSeq names its product 15-hydroxyprostaglandin dehydrogenase [NAD(+)]-like. Gene Ontology annotation, cellular component: cytoplasm. Gene Ontology annotation, molecular function: oxidoreductase activity, acting on the CH-OH group of donors, NAD or NADP as acceptor. The record is from RefSeq and is a predicted model, not a curated record. The transcript is spliced from 9 exons. Lineage: Eukaryota; Metazoa; Arthropoda; Malacostraca; Decapoda; Nephropidae. The coding region runs from base 399 to 1235 and encodes 278 amino acids.
CCUUCCACCACUGGCUGGCUACGGGUGCUCGUCACUGGCUCAGACACUCAGUGCAGCCCGUGCCUUCCGAGUGAACGGUAGUGUCGACGCCUCUCCUCCCACACCCUCUACUGGACACUUGACCUGUUUAUCAUCUCCACAUAAAAUAUCAUUUGCACUACGCACACAGCCUCAAGUGGACAGAGAUACCGAAAUGCAGGCACGACCACCCACUCAUACAACUGGCCUCUGCAAGUUACGCUAAUGAACGAGUCUGUUCAGCUCCCUAUAUCCUACUUCUGCCCCUCCGCACGGUAGAGGCGUCUGAGAUUUUAGAUAGAACAGAGGAAGAUGAGGGGUAGAGGCUGUGUUUAAGGAGACGACUGAACAACCACUGGGCAGACUGGAAUAUAAUCACGAUGGGUAGCUGUCUCGGGUCUUGUGGCAAGGAGGAGCCGCCCCACAACCAAAGGGAGACUGGGGGCGGUAUGCAGAUCCAGGGCAGCGUAGUGCUCAUCACAGGGGCCGCCAGAGGCUUGGGCCGCUCCUUCACCGAAGCCCUCUUAGCUAGGGGCGCCAAGGUGUGCGUGGCUGACGUGGACACAGCAACAGGGUCGGCCACGGUUCAGGAGCUCCAGGAUCAACACGGAGCUGACAACGUCAUUUUCGCACACUGUGAUGUGACCAAAGAUGAGGACUUUAAGGGAGCGUGGGAGACCACAGAGGAGAAGUUUGGCAAGGUCAACCUCCUCAUCAACAACGCGGGUAUCGGCAACGAGCAGAACUGGCAGAAGACUAUCAAUGUCAAUCUGGGCGGGUGCAUGCGGGGGACGCUGCUGGGUCUGGAGAAAUUAGGCGUGAACAAGGGUGGCGAGGGAGGUGUGGUAGUCAACAUCUCCAGCAUCACGGGUCUCAAGGCGGCGCCCUUUGGACCCAUCUAUGGUGCCACCAAGCAUGCCAUUGUCGGCCUCACCAGGAAUUUAGGGUCGGACUUUCACCUCAAGGUCAGUGGUGUCAAAGUUCAGGCGCUGUGUCCUAGUCUGGUGAAGACCGACCUUCUCGUCAACUCCAUCAAGUCUGCUUUUUCCACCGAAGUAGCCCAAGCCUUAAGCAAGUUCGCCGGCACACUCAAGGACAUGUCAGCGGAGACGGUGGCGAAUGCCUUGAUGAAGCUGCUAGAAGAGGGACGGAAUGGCGGGUGUAUGGUGGUCGAGGCUGAAAAAGACCCCUACUAUGUGGACGCUCCUCUUUCAUAAGUCUCAGCCCACUCCAUCCUUAUAUCCAAUAGCUGAAUCAUAGAUUGCCUGGUCUGACUGGAUGUUGGUCUUGUGGACCAACUAAUUAAGCCGACUUGAUUUUAUUCUGUGUUGAAGUUGUGGAUCUGCAGCUAUGGUGCAACUCAACCUAGUCACAAGGUGGAGCCUAUGGUAGUCCGGCGGAGCUGUUCACAAGGAUCUGAUGGUGCUGUCCUGGUGUGUUUGUCAGGUGUACGGUCUCUCAAUUGGCUCAGCCAGGUUAAUAUUGUUAUUAUUGUCCACUGUGUUUUUACUUUUCUGGCUAAAUAAACCGUUUCAAUAUCAAUAUAGAUUUCUCUCUCGGUAAAUAAAUCUGGAGAUUUACCAGACGAAAAUUGUCAAAAAUCGCCAACCUACAGAACGACAACUUUGUACGUUUCAAAAUACUGUACAUAUGUUGACGAUAUGUUAUUUAUAGUUACACAUAUAUCUUUUGCAAUAAUAUCAAUUUACAUAUUGCUUAAUAUAUUUUGAGCUCACCAAAACAAAAUUGUAUCAUAUUUAUCAUUGUACGCGACAGAUUGUACAUUUCCAGGCCAGACUAUAAUGCAACAGUGAUCAUACUGCGCCAAGAAUGAAAUAUUACAUUACUUUUUAUGCUAAUUAGAUUCCUUGAUAGCUCACAUCACGUGACUGUCUGUACCAGAUAUAUGAGGCAGCUUUUUGUUAGAUGGUAACGUGUGUGUAUUUAGUUUAAUGUAAAAACUAUUUUUGUAUUUGCCAAAAUACUGUAUAAGAACUAACUCAUAAGUUUUACCUUUAUUAUUCUUACAAGCAGUAGUUAUUGUACCUUUAUUACGAUUUUGUUAGCAAAAGAGUUAUUUUAGAUACCGUACAUGUUUAUACACUACCCAGUUUUACGACUUCGAGAGUUGCACAUAUACAAGCUCGUUUUUAUUAAGUCUCGUAUAUAAUGUACAAACAUUAAGUAGGGCAAUCUGUGUCAAAAUUAUCUGUACAAUAUUGCUAUUAGACUGACAUAGUUUUACAUUUUAAUUUCGAAAAUAUCUAUUUUUCGGAGAAACACCAAACAAAUAAUUGAAAACUUCACCUAAUGUUUCUAACCGAGGAAAAGGUUACGAAUAGCUUUCGAAAACACCACAACAUACUGAACACCGAAAACACCAAAGCGGCUAGCCUCUUAUGGCCUUACCUCUAUUCAAAGCCCUAAAUCUUUUUACCAUUGUCAGUAAUUUUCGGAAAUCGAAUAUAAAACUACGCCAUAUUAAUGUGUUUUCAUUAAAAAAACAUUGUUCAUCAAACAAGAAAAGACCAAACUGAAUUAAUAAAUAAUACCUUUCUA